AUGGACACAUACUCGUCCGCCAUGGCUCGAGGAGCUACCCCCAGACGCUCGCCUGGCUCCGAGCAGGGCCACUACUCCAAGACAUCGCCUUCGUCUUCUGGCUCUGUCCUGGGCUCGGGAGACGCGAGCCAGGCGCCAGGUGCCCGAGUCUCGUCGGCGUCAAAGGCCUCGUCGACCAGAAGCAAUGCCGACAAGCAGCUCUCGCAGAUAGAAAAGAGUGUCACGCAUCUCCUGGUAGCGACGAAGCAGCUUCUUGAGAUGUUGACGCAGUGGUCGCGAAAACAGGCCAAGGAAACCGAAGUCUCUGAUGUAUACGUGCGGCUCGGGUACGAAUUCAACCUGGCCUGCCGGGCCUUCAGCGCCAUUGGUAUGGAUACCGCUGACCUGGGGCCCGUGCCUGACCUGCUACGCACCAUCCUCGAGGAUACGCUCAGCCAGGAUGCCUCACCCCAGAGCCUCGACCGAUACCUGCCCAAGAUCCGAGAUAUCAUCAUCAACCUCCUCCACGGCCUCAAGAGGAAACAGGCAAAGCUACGGUCUCGACAGGCAAAGGAAGGUAAAGCGUUACCUCCGCGGCAAGGAAGCUCCGGGAGCUUUGAACUCGGUGAUGGAGCCCCCCAGCAACAGGGUCUAGAACAUUCCUCCUCGACUGCCACACAAUCGCCCCAGAAACGGUCCAUGGGCAGCCAUCGUCAGGUGGGAGGGCCCUACGAUGAAGACCAGGUUUCCGUCUCAUCUCGUACCAAGUCUCCCUCCCCCUGGCCGGGUGACCGUCCUGCAGGGGCCAGCUUUUCUGAGCGGGAAGCAGGCAGGCAGGAGGCCCAACGGUCCCUCGUCCAGUCGUCAGCCACCACCUCGUCUUCACUGUCGAGCUUCACAAUGCAGAACAUGCCUGUCGUGCCGCCACAUGGCGACCCAGAAACACAGCAGCAGCAGCAGCCCAAACGGCCCGAGUCUCCCUCUUAUAACGCAAAUAACUUCCCCCACCCACCGCCUCCUCUUCCUCCCACUUCAAAGCAAAACGACGCCAUCGGCAUGUUACAGAGAAGCGGCGAGCUCGAGAGGCGAGCUUCACGCAGGUUUUCUGCUUAUCAGAUUCAGAAACACCUUGGCGGCUCACCCAGCGGCAUCCCGGUCCUCCCUCCAGCGCAGAACUCGCCCAUUCCAAACCGGGGCCAGGAUGUGCGUGAGUCCAUGAACGCCGUCCGUCUACGAGGGCCCCACUUGCACGACCGCCAACGGUCGAGAAAUCGGCUUGCCGGCGCCUCCUUGGAUAAAACUGCAUCUCCGGCUAGCCACGACGCCGCGGCGGCGCACAUUAAGCUAGAUCCGAAUGCGGCUGAGUCCGUGGCGUCUAGCCCCUUAGCAAGAACACCAACCGAUAAGCUUCGAUCCCAAAGAGAGUUUGAUAGCCCAUCUGCUCCAGGCUCAUCAUUGCCGGGAGGUCUACCACAAAUUGCCGAACAGGACUCGUUGUCACCUCCACAAGAGCACAGAAAAGCUGAUGGCCAUGCUCCAAUACCUCGGAGCCACCUAGAUAAGCCGCUCCCAUCUCCUUCUACACCUCUACAGUCCCACAGACCGGACUAUACCCCAGAACACUCCCCGCCCCCAACAAAAGAUCUCACCCUGUUUCUACAGUACAAGAGCAAAAUAAAGAAGUACGUUCUUCCCGAGGGCUACUCUGGCCUAACCAUAGCCCGGCUCCAGCUUGCUUUUAUCGAAAAAUUUGCAUGGAACACCCAUAGCAACGGCGCAGACCUGCCCGAGAUAUAUAUACAAGAUCCCGUCUCUGGUAUUCGUCAUGAACUCGAAGACCUGCGGGAUGUCAAAGAUAGAUCUGUCCUUGUGCUUAACGUUGAGGUUUUGGACGAAGUUAGAAAGCAUUUUGACGAGAGUGUUGGAGGCAUUCGAAGCAUCGUCGAGAGCGUCAGGGAUGUCAUUGACGGACAUGGCACCUCGAUCCAACGCCUUAUUGACCGCCAGCAGGAAACCUCAAAGGAGAUAUCACGGCUUGCUGCUCCUGGUGGCAUGUCGGCUGCCCUUCCUGGCUCAAGACCAGCCGCUGGCGGCGCAGGAGGCAAAACUUCCGAGAUCCAAGCCCUGCGUGACGACCUUGCCUCCCUCCGCCAGACAUAUUCGACAUUCUCGUCGGAUAUCACCUCGUCCAUGGCAAAUAUCCGAGCCAAGGCAAAACAGGUCAAGUCUGCGGCUGUAGAUGCAGUCGUUCCCUCGUUCGAAGGUGGCUCUGGCGCCGGCCACGCACGUGUCCAGGCGGGCAAGAAAGAACUCGCUGAUGAAUCAGAGAAACUGGUCGCUCGUGUGGAUGACCUGCAAGACCUUGUUGAAGACCUACGCAAGGAUGUGGUCACUCGUGGAGUCAGACCAUUACCACGCCAGCUCGAGGCCGUUGGCCGAGACAUCAGCGCGGUGACCAAGGAGCUCAAGAAGAUGCAAGACUUCCUGAAACGCGAGAAACCCAUCUGGACCAAGAUCUGGGAGAAAGAACUCCAACUCGUUUGCGAAGAGCGAGACCAGCUGACUAUGCAAGAGGAUCUCGCCGUAGAUCUAGAAGACGACCUCGAAAAGGCCACGCAGACUUUCGCUCUCGUUGAGCAGGCUACCAAACAACAAGCUCUUGAAAGUUCGGGAUCAAACCCCAACAACAUUGCUGUGCGCAACGUGUCACGGACUCUUAACCCGAACAUCGACCCUGCAGAUGCAAAGGACAGCGUGCUCGGUGAAGUUCGUGCUCUUCAACCCAACCACGAAUCCCGCCUGGAGGCCAUUGAGCGAGCCGAAAAGGCACGCCAGAAAGAACUAGAGAGCCGGCGAGGCGGCGAGUUCCAAAAGGAAUUAAGCAAUUUCGUGGGCGCUAAUAAGCUCAAGAGUACGGGCGGCUUCGAGGAGCUCGAACGAGUCCGUAAGGAGAAAGAAGAGAGCAUCCGAAGAGAAGUCUGGGAGCGCAUGCAGGGCCUCCUCCCAGCCGAACCAGAGAUGAUUGCCGCCAACGGCGAAAAUGAGGAGCCAGAGCAACUCGAAUCCAACUCUGCAGACGACCAACAUGCACCGCCCAGCGAUGAUGUCGAAGAGAAAAAUGAUGCCCCAGAUACUAACGAUGAUGCUGCCCAUGCCGGUGGCAAACGUGACUCUACGGGCAACCAGUCUGAUAGACGUUCUUCAGGCCAUCGAUUAUCCGAUACACCUGUUUCAUCCGGUAAAAAGCGCUCCUCCUGGCUCACUGCCAUCUUCUCCUCCUAA
Molecule: messenger RNA, 3261 nt
Organism: Trichophyton benhamiae CBS 112371
Lineage: Eukaryota; Fungi; Ascomycota; Eurotiomycetes; Onygenales; Arthrodermataceae
Exons: 3
Coding region: 1-3261 (1086 amino acids)
Biological process (GO): establishment of cell polarity
Cellular component (GO): cytoplasm; cell tip
Molecular function (GO): cytoskeletal regulatory protein binding
Source: RefSeq, a predicted model, not a curated record